CUUCCCGAAUAUAGUAUUUAGCCUCGGGAAAACCUCUGUAAUGCUCGUCCGUUUUCAGUCACCUGCAUAAACAUUCCUUCUGCGGCUUCUUGCGCAAACAGGGUUACAUGAACGUACGACGUGGCGGAGGUGAUGUCAUUAGCUAGAAACAUGUCCGACAGUAAGCUCAGAAGUGAGUUGAUAAACUUUGGCUACAUUCCGGGGCCCAUAACAGAUAGUACUCGUGGGGUCCUGGAGAAGAAGCUCGAGAAGCUACGGUCGGCGGCUAAACACCCCGUGGGCAGCAGCCAAAGAAGCGAAAAUGCCACAAAAAUCCGGCGCCGGGAGCCACAGGUUGACAGCAGUGCUGACGAUAAGACUUGGAAGACUCUGACAUCUGACCGCCGGAGACAGUCUCACGAACAGUCUCCUAAAGAGAGAGUGCUGGAAGAGAGCAGCAGGAGGGGAGAUGGGGAUAGGAGAGUAGAUGAGAGCAGCAUCUUACCUGCUCACAUUGAGGAGAGUGCCCUGACGAAUACCUCCCUUGCUUACAACCCUGGUUAUAAUAGGUAUUCCACUGACAUCCCCGAGAGAAGCUCCACUGGUUAUAAUAGGUAUUCCACUGACAUCCCCGAGAGAAGCUCCACUGGUUAUAAUAGGUAUUCCACUGACAUCCCCGAGAGAAGCUCCACUGGUUAUAAUAGGGAUUCCACUGACAUCCCCGAGAGAAGCUCCACUGGUUAUAAUAGGUAUUCCACUGACAUCCCCGAGAGAAGCUCCACUGGUUAUAAUAGGUAUUCCACUGACAUCCCCGAGAGAAGCUCCACUGGUUAUAAUAGGGAUUCCACUGACAUCCCCGAGAGAAGCUCCACUGGUUAUAAUAGGUAUUCCACUGACAUCCUCGAGAGAAGCUCCACUGGUUAUAAUAGGGAUUCCACUGACAUCCCCGAGAGAAGCUCCACUGGUUAUAAUAGGGAUUCCACUGACAUCCCCGAGAGAAGCUCCACUGGUUAUAAUAGGUAUUCCACUGACAUCCCCGAGAGAAGCUCCACUGGUUAUAAUAGGUAUCCCACUGAUGUCCCUGAGAGAAGCUCCAUUAAUUUUAAUAGGUUUUCAGGUGAUGAGCUGAGGUACAGACCAAUAAGCGACAGCAUCAGGGACCAGAGGAAAAGUCCAUAUAUCUCCAGCAAUAGGUCUUCGCUAGACUCUUUAUCUCCUCUGACAUAUGCUGGCCUAAAGCAGGAAAAAAUGUCACAUUUGAAGCCAUCCUGGGCUAAAAAGCUAGAACGUUACUUGUCAAGACUGCUGCGGUUGCUGUGUGUGGUCCUGGUUCUGGUCUUCUCUGGUAUCCUAAUUAUGAAGAGUGGCAUCUUGAGUACAUCUCAGGACGAUGGCAUGAAACUGGUUCCUUCUGACUGUGAAGGCAGACAAGAUCCGUUUUGCAAAGCUAAGCAAAAGGAAAUUACACUCCGAAUCUUGUCAGAAUUGUAUGAUUUUUUGUCCUUACAGGCAGGCAGUUUUGAGUGUGGAAACCCAUCUGGUCUGAGCAGUAAAUGUGUUCCAAUAAACACAGCAAAAGAGCAUGUGCUGAACGUUAGUGGAUUUGCAGCAGAAAAAUUUGACGCUGCCCUGGAAUGGAUGCUGAGCAGUAAGAAACACCUUGGCAUAUGGGCAAAGGGUGAGGGCACUGAAGAGCGUGUCACAUUGCGUGCUGAUGUCUUUUGUGUUGAAUCAUCUCGGCCAAGACUUGGAUUAAUUUGUCGACUGAAGAAUGCACUUUACACAGCAAUUUCUAAUCUCUUUUUGGCUCUUCUUGGUAUCUUCAUGCUUUGGAUAGUAUUGAUUUUCCUGAGAUAUCAUUGGCAGAGGUUGGAAGAAGAAGAGAAGCAGAUGUUUGUGAUGGUAGAGAAAAUCAUUGAUGUUGUGAAUCAUCAUUACAAGGACUGGACUUUGGGACGAGAGCAGAACCCAUACAUUGGUAUCUUGCAUGUCAGAGAUUCAUUGAUAAAGCCUCAAGAUAGGAAACAUUUAAAGAGAGCCUGGGAUCGUGCAGUACAAUUUGUUGAAGCUCAUGAAUCCCGUGUCCGUACCGAACUGCAGCGUGUAGCAGGAGCCGAUUUGAGGGUUUGGCGAUGGACUCAAACGCGGAAUGAACGUCUAAGAUGAACUAUGUAAAUGAUGGGUCUUAUGCAUUGGUCUUGGUGCUCUGCAGCAGUUUGCUUUAGUUGUUGUUCAGCUUUCACAAAAGUUGAUACUAAUUGAGAUGUGGAUACCAUAAAUGCUAAGAAUAUUACAUGAGAAUUAUAAAUGCUGAAAAAAUGUCUGUGCUUUUGUAUAGCAUACAACAUUAUACAUACAUUUUUACAGUUUUUUUCCCACUGCAGAACGUUAAAACUGCUGUAAAUUUGUAGAAUUUUUAAAAUAUGUUGUAUUGCACUAAAUACUUCUGAAAGUAUUCAGUUAUGAAGUCUGAAAUAAUUCCCUCCUGCAUCUUAAACCAACUGUGGUAGUUUUGAGACUCUUGAAAUCAUCUGCUCUUUCUGGGCCUUCUUGUAUAAUAAAGGUGCCAACCACCAUACUAGCUUGUAAUCCCCACCCCUCCAUUAGACCCUCUGCUGCUGUAUAAGUGUAAUUGCUUUGAGUAGGAAAGCUUUGGCGGGAGGGGGGAAUGAAGGGGUGGUGUAUGAAAUGUUGUAAGUUAUUGCAAAGGCUCAUGGGAGAUCUAGACACGUGCUGUCUUCUCACUUGGCUAAUUCCCCCCCCCCUCGUUCUGGACAGUGGUUAUGUUGGUAAGCAGCAGCAUAGAGGCAGACAAUUCAAUUAUUGGAGAAUAACACAACACCUGCAGUACAACAAUUAACAUUUUCAGCGCCAGUCCUAUAUUUUAUAUUCAUGUGCUCUGGUUGCAAAUUCCUUUUUGAGUAAUAAUGAAGCUUAGCUGCACAGAAAAAGACAAAUGUUUUCAUAAUCUUUACUUUGCUGUAUCACAUUAAAUAAAUGUCAUGUUUAUGCUUGA
Messenger RNA from Bufo gargarizans (Asiatic toad), 2995 nucleotides. RefSeq names its product LEM domain nuclear envelope protein 2 (gene LEMD2). Gene Ontology annotation, molecular function: chromatin DNA binding. Gene Ontology annotation, cellular component: nuclear inner membrane. Bases 133 to 2145 code for a protein of 670 amino acids. Gene Ontology annotation, biological process: nuclear envelope organization; negative regulation of BMP signaling pathway. NCBI's taxonomy places the organism in Eukaryota, Metazoa, Chordata, Amphibia, Anura, Bufonidae. The record is from RefSeq and is a predicted model, not a curated record. The transcript has 9 exons.